AUGCCUCCCAUGCUGCAUGUUGGCAUUGGCCGGCUCCACUUGUUCUACUCGACGUCGGCGCUGCGGCACCAGUGUGUGCUCUCCGACCUGGCACCGGCGGCCGCGCCCGCCACCGUCGGUACCGGCCGCGACAAGGAGAAGGGCACGGGCGGCAAGAGCCGCAUGUCGACCAACAGCCGCCACUCGGACAGCGAGCACAGCCUGCGGCGAGUCGACCACACCGAGCCACUGUACCUCUUCCUGGACAGCCUGGAGAGCUCCGUGAUCUACCUGAAUCUGCACACUGCGCCCCCCGAACCUCCACCUGAACCUACGACUCCUGAACCGCCCAUCGGGACAGACGAGUCGCUGUCGCCGACCGACCACAGCAUCCGCACUGGCCGGAGCGCCGUGACGCAGAGCGGUGACAGCGCUCCGGGCGCGGACCCGUCCGUGCUGGCCAGCGGCACGCUGCGACACGUGGCCCGGCUGCUGGUGACCUCUGGCCGCGGGUUCGCGCUCCGGCUGGGCUCCAGCAGUCAGUUCCGCUGCGGCACCGUCCGGGAGCUGCUGCACUGGCUGGCAGAGCCGCCGCUGCGCUACCUGAAGACUGGAAGCGAUGUGGCCGACGGCUUGCUGCAGAUGAUGCAGGACUUCUGCUCUGGCAACGUCAGCACAUACCGCGAGAGGAUGACGGCGCUCUACCAGGUCUUUUGCCCCGUCACAGAGCCGGACGAGAAGGCGCUGCGUGUCUUCUACCAGGAGACGUUCCUGCAGUGUUUGUGCGAGCUGCUGCCGCAGCUGCUGGGCAGCACCGUGAACAGCGAGUCCGUCUUUCCCUGGCGCUGUUUCCUUAUGAACAUAAACCAGCAGACGAUGCGGUGUCGGCGGGCCACCAGCCCAGCGCCGUCCAAAGACCGGCCCAAGAGCAAGCGGCCGGCGCAGACCAAGAAGGAUGUCGGCUCGAAGGGCAGCGCCCAAACCGCCAAACGCGGCGGCAAGCAGGCGCGCGACGACUCGGAGCGACGCACGGCCGCCGACGACGUCGCCAGCAGGGGCUACGGCGCUGCGGAGUCGGCCGCCAUCAUCCAGCUGCAGGCGUUCGCCCGGAAAAUCCUGGCCAAACGGAUGUUGCACGCGCACCGGGCCGGCACGUCCGAGCACCAGCGCGUGCAGGCCGAGCUGGCGCGUGCCACGCCCCAGCUGCAACAGCAGGCCGACCAGCUGGCCUCUGAGAUACUGAGGCGCAUGCUGGACGCCACCCGGUCUCUGGUGCACCGGUACAAGUUCUAUGGCGACCUCUUCCACACGGCUAACCGGACCGAGGUCAACGGAGCGACGCCCGAGGUGGCCGGUCAGCGCUGGUUCCUGCUCUUCCGGCUCGGCUUCCGCGUGUUGACUGAUGAGAUGGUGUUGGUGAGACCUUUCGUGUCGGCCGGAUUCCCGGUUCGAAUGCACCUGGUCGAUAUGGAGAAGAAGUGCAUCCUGGACCCGCCCGGCCACAUGGGAUACCCAAUCGAAGCGACGAAAACGCAGGAGGGGUACUGCCUGGUGGCCGAGGGCCUGGCCCGGCACGACCCACCCCCCGGCGGCCACUGGACGUGCUGGCUCCUGGACCAGGUCCGCGACCUCAGCAUGUUCUCCAACAACAAGCUGAUUCAGGUGGCCGCCUGCUCUUCCACCUUUGUCACCAUGGAGAUCCGGGACUACUACGUGCCGCGGCCGGACGAGGUCGUGUUCAGUUACUACAUGAGGGCCGGCAGGGGACACCAGCUCACACUGCAGAUGGAGGCCAGCCACGAGAAGGCGCUCGUGGACGUCCAGAUCUUCGACAAUGAGAAUAAACUGGUGGCUUUCGUGGAAGGCCUGGGUCAGGCCGUCAUCCCCCUGUUCACGCUGGACGGCGAGGAUCCGUUUGUGCCCUCAGCCCCGAGGGACAAGAAAAGAAAGAUGUCGGCAUAUAAGAGAGAACGGACGCAGGCGGCGGACCAGACGACAGGCAGGAAGGGCACCGCCAAGUCGCGCGGGCGAUCGCGUCCCUCCGACCAGGACCGCUGGCCGCCUGGUGGCGGGCAGGCGCGGCCCGAGCACUGGGACCGCUACCGGCUGGUGGGCCGCGUGCGGCGCGACUCCUGGCCGCUGACGCGCGCCCAGUGGGAGUUCGUGAACAAACUGACGCAGGUCAGCGUCGCCCAGCAGUACAUUUUCGGCCCCUUUGAGUUCAGGUCCCAAGUGGUGCUGACUUCUGCUAAGAAAACGAAGAAGGGUCGCAGCAAAUCGCCGGCGUCAAAUAAAACCAAAAACAAUGCAGCGGCGACCCCGGUCUUUCGCGGGCCGGCAGUCCCAACGCCCGAGCCGGUCCGGAGCCGGGCUGACCUGGACACCAGCCGACCGCACCUGACACUGCGCCUCGUGAGCGCCGAGCAGCAUGCAGAUGACAUCGAGCUCUUGCACAACCGUGACCGCAUCAACGCCAUCAAGCUGGAGAAGUCUGCCUGGGAGACGGCCGACGCUGGUCGAGGGGACAGGGCGCGCAAGACUCGGCUCGAGUACCUGGACCAGAAGACGUGUCGGCUACCCCGGGACCACUCGGCGCCGGCAGCAUCAUCUCACGAGGCGGACGAGCUGUCGGCGGUGCACUCGGAGGCGGCGCCCCGCGCCUCGCCCGGCGCUUCGGAAGAGUUCGAGCUUCAAGCUGAUGCGGAAGGCAGGGUGGUGGAGCCGCAGCCGGAGCCGCAGCAGGAGCCAGAGCUGGAGCCGGAGGCGGAACCCGAGCCGGAGCCGGAGCCGGAGCCCGAGCCAGAGUUGGAGCAGGAGCAGGAACCGGAGCAGGAGCCGCUGUUCGUUGAGCCUCAGCUGCCACCGGCGUUCGUGCUGCAGGAGGUGGACACGGAGCAGUUCCAGCGAGACGAACCCACCCGCAUCCGGUUCAACGACGACAAGUACAAGGAGGAGCAAAAUACACUUCACGAGGACCGGAUUCGGCAGUUCGCGCAGCGCUGGGCAGCCGUCAACACGUUCAUGUCCUGCGAACAUGGCGGCCGAGAGGUGGCCAAGGUAGAGCAGAUGACGUCACUGCACGGCUCCAUGAAGCCCGUUGUCACCUCCCGCGCCUUCGCCGACGUGAUGAGGGAGAACUACAGGACCCGGCUGUCGGAAAUGCUCGCCGCACAGGAACAAGUCCAAGCAGAGAAACCCAGCAAGAAAAAGAAAUAGACCGGAGUUGUCCGCUGUGACUGUGUGUGUUCACCCCGGAUAUGUGAGUCGAUUGCCUUAGAAAAUUGAUGCGAAAAAUACAGCAUGCGUUACGCAAAACUCACUGAAAUACAUAUUGGAACGUC
This is a messenger RNA of Pollicipes pollicipes, 3320 nucleotides long. RefSeq lists its product as uncharacterized. The coding region runs from base 1 to 3195 and encodes 1064 amino acids. NCBI's taxonomy places the organism in Eukaryota, Metazoa, Arthropoda, Thecostraca, Pollicipedomorpha, Pollicipedidae. The transcript is spliced from 23 exons. The record is from RefSeq and is a predicted model, not a curated record.